This is a messenger RNA of Puma concolor (puma), 2126 nucleotides long. The record is from RefSeq and is a predicted model, not a curated record. Lineage: Eukaryota; Metazoa; Chordata; Mammalia; Carnivora; Felidae.
AUGGAAGAAGUCAGGGAAGACUUCCUGGAGGAAGAGACAUUUAAAGGCCCGCACUGCGCCGGCCUCUGCCCGCCUGACACUUACGGAGUCAACUGCUCCGCACGCUGCUCCUGCCACAACGCCCUGGCCUGCUCGCCCAUCGACGGCGCCUGCGUCUGCAAGGAGGGUUGGCAGCCUGGUAACUGCUCUGUGCCCUGCUUACCUGGAACCUGGGGCUUCGGUUGCAACGCCAGCUGCCAGUGCGCCCACGAGGCAGCCUGCAGCCCCCAGACCGGGGCCUGUACCUGCACCCCUGGGUGGCAGGGGGCCCACUGCCAGCUCCCGUGCCCGAAGGGACAGUUCGGUGAAGGCUGUGCCAGUCGCUGUGACUGUGACCAUGCUGACGGCUGUGACCCUGUUCACGGACGCUGCCGGUGCCAGGCUGGCUGGACGGGCACCCGCUGCCACCUGCCCUGCCCCGAAGGCUUCUGGGGGGCAAACUGCAGUAACACCUGCUCUUGCAAGAAUGGGGGCACCUGCAUCCCCGAGAACGGCAAUUGCGUGUGUGCGCCUGGGUUCCGAGGCCCCUCCUGCCAGAGAUCCUGCCAGCCUGGCCGCUAUGGCAAACGCUGUGUGCCCUGCAAGUGUGGUAACCACUCCUCCUGCCAUCCCUCGAAUGGGACCUGCUACUGUCUGGCUGGCUGGACGGGCCCCGACUGCUCCCAGCCGUGCCCUCUAGGACACUGGGGAGCCAACUGCGCCCAGCCCUGCCAGUGCCGCCAGGGGGGGGCCUGCCACCCCCAGGAUGGGAGCUGUUUCUGCCCCCCAGGCUGGACUGGAUACCUCUGCUUAGAAGGCUGCUCUCCGGGGAUGUUCGGUGCCAACUGCUCUCAGUCCUGCCAGUGUGGUCCUGGAGAGAGGUGCCACCCAGAGACGGGAGCCUGUGUGUGUCCCCCGGGGCACAGCGGCGCCCCCUGCAGGAUUGGAAGCCAGGAGCCCUUCACCAUGAUGCCUGCCUCUCCGGUGGCCUAUAACUCGCUGGGGGCAGUGAUUGGCAUUGCGGUGCUGGGGUCCCUGGUGGUGGCCCUGCUGGCACUGUUCGUCGGCUACCGCCAUUGGCAAAAAGGCAAGGCACACCAACACCUGGCCGUGGCCUACAGCAGCGGGCGGCUGGAUGGCUCUGAGUACGUCAUGCCAGAUGUCCCUCCCAGCUACAGCCACUACUACUCCAACCCCAGCUACCACACCCUGUCACAGUGCUCACCGAAACCCCCGCCCCCGAACAAGCUUCCGGGCAGUCAGCUCUUUGGCAGCCUGCAGGUCCCUGAGCGGCCAGGGGGGGCUCACGGGCAGGAUAACCACAGCACCCUGCCUGCGGACUGGAAGCACCGCCGGGAGCCCCCUGCAGGGCCUCUGGACAGGGGUAGCGGCCGCCUGAGCUACAGCCACAGCUACCGUAGCAGCGACGGCCCAGGCCCGUUCUCUGGGAAAGAGGGGCUGGGGGCCAGCGUGGCUUCCCUGAGCAGCGAAAACCCCUACGCCACCAUCCGGGACCUGCCCAGCCUCCUCGGGGGCCUCCGGGAGAGCAGCUAUGUGGAGAUGAAAGGCCCCCCCUCAGGGUCUCCCCCCAGGCAGCCCCCUCCACUCCGGGACAGCCAGAGGCGGCGACACCCCCAGCCACAGAGAGACAGUGGCACCUAUGAACGGCCCAGCCCUCUGACCUAUGAUGGAGACUCUGUGGGCUCCCAGCCCCCACUGCCUCCGGGCCUGCCCCCUGGCCACUACGACUCCCCGAAGAACAGCCACAUCCCUGGACACUAUGACUUGCCCCCAGUACGGCAUCCCCCGUCACCCCCAGUUCGGCGCCAGGACCGCUGAGAGGUCGGGGUGGUGCGCAGAGGCCAGUACCUGCCCUUCGCGGCCCGGGGCUGGGGGCAGGGCCUGCUGUACCCUGCCAGGAGCGGGGAGAGGACCGGCAGGCCGUGAACGUGAACACGCCUGACAGAGGAAGCGAAUGUCCGGGACACCGGGGCCUGGAUCCCGGGUUCCAUCGUGGGAGACACCGGUCAGCAGGAGGCCUGCCUUCCCUUUUGUACGUUUCGCAACCUGCUGCUCCCCAGGGCCCCAAGGCCUUUGUACAUAAACUG